CAGGUGGUGCGGGUAAAUCAGGAAUAGUAUCUGAGCUUUUAUCAAGUGAAUUAUAUGUCAAACCAAAAAAACAAAAAUCAGGUUCCAACUGGUGGAAUGGAUAUAACAAACAUGAGAUAGUUCUUUUUGAUGAGUGGUAUACAUGUAUUGAUUGGAAUGAUAUUGUUAAAUAUCUUAAUGAUACUCCAGAGGAUGUUGAGCAAAAACACAAAGGAUUUAUUCCAUUUCUAGCUAAAUAUGUAUUUAUAACAUCUCAUAAGCCUCCAGAGGAAGCUUUUAAUUUUCGCCACCAGCGCACCACCGAGCUUAUAUUUUACAAGGGUUCAGAGGAAGAUUUUCGCAACAUGAAUUGGGAUGUUAAAUAUUGUAAGGGUGAAUUUACUGUUGAUGAGCUAAAAACUAUAGUUCAAGAUUUAAAUCAAGAGCAAGAUGAUCAUGAUGAUAUAAAUAUAUCAAAUUCUCGUAUGAUGCUUGAUGAUAAUUAUUUUGUUCAAAAACCUGUAGAAGUUAUAGAAAUGACCGAUGAGUAUGCUAGUAAUCAAGAUUGA
Dentiscutata heterogama is the source of this 548-nucleotide messenger RNA. The record is from the annotation of a GenBank genome assembly. NCBI's taxonomy places the organism in Eukaryota, Fungi, Glomeromycota, Glomeromycetes, Diversisporales, Gigasporaceae.